Racocetra persica is the source of this 458-nucleotide messenger RNA. The record is from the annotation of a GenBank genome assembly. NCBI's taxonomy places the organism in Eukaryota, Fungi, Glomeromycota, Glomeromycetes, Diversisporales, Gigasporaceae.
AUGUGUAUCGUAGGAAAUUACUAUAGCUCGAAAGGUGAACAUGAAAAGGCAAUAUCAUAUUUUCGACGAGCAUUACAAGUUAAUAGGAAUUGUUUGGCCGCCUGGACAUUGAUGGGACAUGAAUAUGUUGAACUGAAAAACACUCAUGCGGCUGUCGUUUCAUAUAAACGAGCAGUGGAGAUCAAUCCCAAAGAUUAUCGAGCAUGGUGCGGUCUUGGACAAACUUAUGAAAUGUUGAAAAUGCCUUAUUAUGCGAUCUAUUAUUAUCAACGGUCUUCAGCUUUGAGGCCAUAUGAUGCUAGGAUGUGGUUACGUUUAGGAGCCCUUUAUGAGCAACUUUCGGUUCCACACGAAUCUAUAAAGGCUUAUAAAAGAGCGCUGCAAUGUACCGAUAUCGAUUCUAAUUCGAAACUUCAAGCCACAUUAAAGCUGGACACUUUGUGCUCCGAUAAUGACAA